GGAAUAUGGAAAACAGUCUUUCUUAGUGAAGGAAGAUUCUCCCUACUGAAAUCCAGAUACACACCGUGGAAAAUUCAAGAUUUGUGAUGAUGAAACUGAGGGCCAGAAAAGUUAACCCAAGACUAUACAAGUAAUAAACAGAAAAGCAGAGAUUUGAAUCCAGGAUUCCAAGGCCAGGAUUGUUUUCAUGACCCCAGACUAUUAUUCUGAAAAGUCCUUCCAGGCUAUCCGGUCCAGUAGUAUCAAUGAAGAUGCCAGCAGCAGUUAAAACAACCCUGGAAGGUCUAGUAACAGAUACUAACAUCCUGGGUAGGCCAUUACCUGAAUUGAAAAAGAAGGAAAAAAAGAAGAAAAGAAGGGAUUUGCAGAUGCCUGCAUGUUUCAGGAAGAUGUCCCAAGAAACAGCUAAAACUUUCCCUCACACGAAACAAGUUGGGACUUAUCUGGUGGGGAAAAUGAUCAACCAGGGCUCUUUUGCCAAAGUGAUGGAGGGACUGCAUCUCCCCACAGGUGAAAAGGUCGCUAUUAAAGUCAUCGACAAGAAGAAAGCCCAGCAGGACUCUUAUAUUUUAAAGAACAUGAAGCGUGAGCCCCGCAUUCAGCAGAUGGUCAAGCACCCUCACAUCGUUCAGUUGUACGAAACCCUAGAGACAGAAAACUCUUAUUACAUGGUCAUGGAGCUGUGCCUGGGUGGGGAUCUCCUGGACAAGAUCUGUGACCAAAAGAAACUGGAUGAAAGGGAAGUAAGGAGGUUCACCAGGCAGAUCAUGUCAGCCGUCGGCCACCUGCACCACCAUGGCAUCGUCCACAGGGACUUGAAAGUUGAAAAUUUUCUUUUAGAUGAAAACAACAAUAUCAAGAUUGUGGACUUUGGCUUGAGCAACAUUAUGAAACUGGAGGGUCUUUCUCAGGAGCUGUUAAACACUCAGUGUGGAAGCCCAGCCUAUGCUGCCCCGGAACUGGUGGCUCAUAAGAAAUAUGGUCCAAAGGUGGAUGUCUGGUCCAUCUUUGAUGGUCAUUCUCUUGACAGAGGGGUUAGUAUGUUCGCUAUGCUCACGGGCACGUUGCCAUUUACUGUGGAACCAUUCAACAUCAAGCAGCUUCAUCAGAAGAUGGUGAAUGGGGAAAUCAGCUCUGUUCCAGAUGACAUCUCUUCUGGAGCUGUGCAUUUCAUGCACUCCUUACUGGAGCCUGACCCAGCCAAGCGGCCUGCCAUUAAAGAAGCAAUGAAAGACAAAUGGCUGAAUGAAGGAUGGAACAGGAAACCACUAAGUUCUAUUACAUAUAAGAACAGGCUCCAUCCUGAGGAUCUUAACUCCACAGUUCUGAACUACAUGGCAAACACCAUGGAACCUGGUCUCUCGGAAAUUAUCAGUGUGCUGAUAAACAACAAGCCAUCUUCCAUCAUGGCAUCCUACAGCUUGCUGCUGAAGAAACUAGUGAAGUCUCAAAGGGAGCAUAAAAACCUGAAGAAAAACCACAUGCUCUCAAGACAUGAUAACAAAUUUCCCAAAACCAUGAAUCCAAAUCCAGAAGGAGAAACUCGGAGUCUGCAAGAGACCAAAGCAGCCACACUUGGAGCCUUCAAGAAGGUGAUGACAAGACUCUUCUCUCUGCACAACACCCAACAGUGCUAGACAUCAUUCAGGAAGAUGAAAUUGCUGUAACUUUGGAAAACCAAGAAAAUUUUCUGGCAGUUUCUACUUUUUCAGAGAGAGAGCAGAGUGAUCUUGAACUCCCUACAUCUGCAAAUAGAAGAGGUUCAGAUGAGUCAAGAAAUCAGCCAUAUUUAGAUCUCCCCCUGAAUAUUGAUGGUCCCAGAGGCUCACCUAAAGCCCAGAUACCAUAUGUUUUUGAAGUGCCACCUCUGGGGUUAGAGACUCACUCCACAAAAUUACCAAAACCGAAGUCUUAUUUAUCAGCAGCAUCCUGUAUAGGCAAGGGUGAGGGGUGGAGCCCCACACUUCCUCAAGACACAAGACUUAAAGACCUCCUGAGACGCAAGGAUGAAAAUAUUCCAAACCCAACAUGGCAGCCCCAAGAAAAGGGGAGUGCUAAUUCAUCAAUGACUACAUCUCCACAGCUUUCACCCUUACCUAGGCUUAGACACAUGCCCUUGAAGAAGGGUCUUUCAAAGAAAACUUAUUGGAUGAAAACACCUCAGCAAGCGUCAAGCGCAUCCCCUCUGCUUCUGGUCAACAGUUCCAGACCUCCUGUGGUCCCCAUGUCUCAGCAGCAGAUGUCCCUGAGAAGAAAUUUGAGGCAAUGUAAGGAGAAGCCAAGAAUCCUUUCUAACCACAAUAAGAAUAGUAGAAACAUAGCAGACCACAAGACUGCUCAAAAAGUGACAGAUCUGAAUCUCCCGGUGUUAUCAACCCCCUGUCAGACUUGUCCGGAUAAAACGUCCGAGUUCCUAAAAUCAGAUUUUGCACAAACCAAAUAAGUUGCAUUUGUGGAGCUAAAAAUAAAGCAGUGUGGGGUUAGCUGCAACUUUUUUACACCCAUGUUCAACAAGCAAAGGAUCAUUUGGGGUCAGGAGCCAAAACUGUACAAAAUAAAAGCUAUGGCUUCGACCUGAGAAGAUCACAACUUUGAGUUCUGUGCUUGUGACCUAAUGUGCCUUACACCUUUUUAUAUGUAAUAUGGGAAGUGGUAGUCCAGAGCUGGAAGUAUAAAUUUGGAAAUGAGCCUAGUUCUAAUUUUUAUUUCUAGAAUUAAUUGUGGUAUAUUUAACAUAGCUAUAUAUUUGCUUUAAAAGUUCUGCCUAUUUAUGAGAAAUUAGCCAUUCCCCAGGGACUCCCAGAGGCAUUUUAAUGUAUACCUCAUAAUUUCAUAGUAAAAUCUUUCUUCAGUUAAAAAACUCAUAUUUUUGAAUGCCUACUUUGUUCAUGGCAUCAUGCUUGGCAUAGUGUCUCAGGACUGGGGAUAUACAUUAAAAAUUCAUAUAUGGAUCUGUUUUCAUCACAGUAAAGAGCAUAGGCUCACUAAAUAGCAUCGUUAUGAGUCCCCUGAUCACCAUUUCUGUCUUUGUCCAAAUAGUUCAGUCAUUGGUUAUCCCACCAAAUUUUGGGCCUUACGAUUGGAUAUUUGUGAUCCAAUCUGCUAUAUGAACCAUAUAUUUAUUAACUACCACCCUGGCUGCGCCCAAAACUUUUUGUGUGAUACAUAGCCUCUGACUUUCUGUGGCACUCCUUGUCCUGUAGACAGGCUUUGUUUGUUUUAUAUAGAUAGCUUUGAUGUGUAGAUUAUUGCAGACAUUAAUGUGGGAUUAAGCCUUUCUGCUGCAAUUUUACCAGGCAUCUCCUUAUUAAUCUUCAUUGAUCCUUAUUCUUGUAUAGAUGAAGCCAAAAUUAAUCUAAUCUACUUUCAUGAAAUGUCCAUGCCGUAGUAUUGAUUAGGUCCGUGACCAAAGCAUACGUAUUACACUGCCCGCACUCUGGGAGUUACAAAAUUAUUAAGACAGUCCCUAACCUAAUACAGGAAGAACUAAUAUAAUUAUAAUGUAGAGAUUUGCAAACUUUAUAUACUUACGGCUCCAUUUUCUCAAAAUUGUCACACCUCUCACACUUUUCACAAAAAAAAACCCUAUCAAAUAAUUUGCUCAGCUCAAAUUUUAUUCAAAUAAAGUUUAAACUUUAUUACAAUUUUUAACACAAACUUUAAACAUAGAACAAAAAUAACAGCUAUGGAUAUGUAUUAAUUGAUCAAACAUUUUAUAAUUCAUCUUUAGACCUAUUAAAAUAAUCAUAACAAUAGUAUGAAUAGAAUGGGUGAGUUUUUUUGGUAAAAAAUUUCUUAUAACAUGGUGUCAUUGAGGAUAUUGACAUUCAUAACUUUGUACCACUAAGCAAAAUCAGUAUUUUUGUCUUUAUAAUCACUAUAGCUGAAAAAAAUCUAUUUCAUACAGAUAACAUUAUGAAUUACAAAUUUGUAUUCAUUUUUUAAAAACAGGUUUCUUUAUUCACCUCUGAUCAUAUAUAAUAAAAAGUUCAGCUUUUAACAAUUGUAUCAUCAUACAUUUACAUGACAAGUCUGUUAACUACUCUUCAAUAUGUUUGACACAUUGGUUUGUCAUCUAGUCAUAUUUAGACAUUUCUAGGUCUUUAACAUGAAAUUAGGAUUUCUUCUUUUUUUUAGCUGGCAAGUUUUUUUUUAAUUGAGAAACACAUCAAACAUAUUAUUUUGUAAUUUUGUUAUCAAUAGCUCUUAACUUUUAAAAAAAUGCAGUCACUUAAUUUUUCUAAAUCAGCAUUUGAAGAUAUUGUGUUGACCUACUUAGAGCACUCAUUUCAAAAAUAUUCACAAAAGUUUCCCAAGAAUCUCAACUAAAAUUUUAAGAGGAAAAUUUUAUGAAAUGAAUUUGCUUCAUAUUCAUUUUUACAUUAAGGAAACUGAAAUUUAUGCUUUUAGUACAACAUCCUCCAGAGUACUUUGAUAUAAGGAAGUAUGUGUGUUUCGCAAUAAGGCAAAACAAAAAAUUUUUAAAGAAAAAAGAAAAAGUUCUCUGUGCUCCUCUCCCAUAUCAUCACACAAGUUUGCAAAGAGCCUUCCUUUUUAAUUGACUGUUUUAUAAAGUUAAUUACUUCUUAUAAUCAAAUUGUAACUUAAAAAUUAUCUAUGCCUACUCUUUCAUAUUUCUCAAUAUAAGCAAUUUUAAAGCAUGGAAUAUGGCAAAAUUACAUGAGGGACCACAUUUUUAACUACUGCUUGUAGAUCUGCUUUUCACCUUGACAUUGACUGAACUCUGUCAAUUUAAUCUCACAUUACAGCAUUGUUGUUUUCAAAAUCCAUCAAUUAUCUAGAAUUUUUCUUGACAUGGCAUUAUCUUCAAUAGAUUUCCAACAUAACAAACCAUAUCCAAUAAUAGUUUCAACAACAUGUCAGAAAACCAUCUUUAACUAUAUCUGUCGUUUCAUCCACUUUCAACACAAACUAGAAAAAUUGUGCUUCUCAAUUUAUUGAUGGUGAAGGUCUUCAAACAUUUGGGUAAUUCUGUUCUCCUGAAUAUUAUCUGAAGGUAGAACCUUUCAAGACUAUUUUACUUAUAAUUCACCAAUCAUCAUUUCUACUAUAGCAAUAGCUGCAGAAAGCACUGCUAUUUCUUCUAUUGAACAAGACAUAUUACAGUUAGAAAUUCUUUAUGUACUCACACAGUGCAAGCAGUCCUUUUUUCUAGACUUUUUUUUCAAGUUUGUUUUUGCUUCCUAAAAGCAUUUAAUUUUCUCAGGAAAGGUUAUCUUGUCUUAUAUGUAUUCUGCAAAUGCAGUUUCAAGAUACCGUUUCAAUUCCUUCAUUCUGAUGCUAUUUGUGGUUAAUGUAAUCAUACAAAGAAAAUAGCAGUUUUUCCUCUCCAUCAAUAAUAGCAAUUGUGAAUCUCAGUGAUAGUAGAUCAGAUUUUCUGUAUUUGGCCUUUCUAGUUUGUGUUUCUGUAUUUCCACCACUAUAAUUGUUCCCAUUGUCUUUACUUAUAGUUGUUUCAUAUAUGUCAGUGGAUUUUAUCUUCAAACAAUUUGUAUUUAUCCAUCACAAAGGGAUAUUAUUUUGCUUUUUAAACAG
Phascolarctos cinereus (koala) is the source of this 5556-nucleotide messenger RNA. NCBI's taxonomy places the organism in Eukaryota, Metazoa, Chordata, Mammalia, Diprotodontia, Phascolarctidae. The record is from RefSeq and is a predicted model, not a curated record.